Mobula hypostoma (lesser devil ray) is the source of this 3190-nucleotide messenger RNA. It is a transcript of the gene mpv17, whose product is annotated as mitochondrial inner membrane protein MPV17. Gene Ontology annotation, cellular component: mitochondrion; membrane; cytoplasm. NCBI's taxonomy places the organism in Eukaryota, Metazoa, Chordata, Chondrichthyes, Myliobatiformes, Myliobatidae. Bases 204 to 749 code for a protein of 181 amino acids. Gene Ontology annotation, biological process: cellular response to reactive oxygen species. The record is from RefSeq and is a predicted model, not a curated record. The transcript is spliced from 8 exons.
UGCUGUUGGUGCCGGAGCCGUGAACGUAACCGCAGCUGAAUUGGUGUGGAAACUACCCCGAGCAUCACUGGACACGCGUGGCGUGGCGUGGCUUUGUCUAUCUUUAAAAAUCUGAAUGCGAGUGGUGGUGUGGCCGAGAACCAUCCCGAAGGAACGUUUACUCUUAGCUUCCCCCUUCACCUCUCAGCCAUAAAGUGGGAACAAUGUUUGAAAGAGUAAAAUUCGCAUGGAGAACCUAUCAGAUGUUGAUGAUUAAACAUCCAUGGAAGCUCCAAAUUCUGACUUCCGGUGGAUUGGUUGGCUUAAGUGACAUCGUUUCGCAACAACUGGUUGAACGCAGAGGUUUAACUAAUCACAAUUUAAAGAGGACAGCAAAGAUGGCGACUGUUGGGUUAAUUUAUGUGGGUCCUGUUCUUGGUGUAUGGUACAGGUUGCUUGAUCGACUGGUAGUUGGACAAAGCAAAACUGCAGCUUUUAAGAAAAUGUUAUUUGAUCAGCUUGCUGUUGCUCCUUGUUUCUUGGCUGGUUUCAUUGCAGUAACUGGGUUCCUUGGCGGACUUUCUCGGGAAAAAAUAUGGUUGAAAUUUCAGAAGGAUUAUAAAAGUACUUUGAUAUCAAACUACGCAAUCUGGCCAGCUGCACAAUUGCUGAAUUUCUACUUUAUACCACUGGAACACAGGUUGGCAGUUGUCCAGCUUGUCGCCCUGAUGUGGAAUACUUACCUCUCCUGGAUGGCAAACAAAACGUGAAUGAUAUAUUUGAAUUAUCUAUAAAUUCUCUCAGUCCUGUAGCAAAACACUGAAUUUUCUUAACCAUUUGACAUGAUCUUUUACCAUAAGUUAACGUUGUAGAGUUAAACUGUUAUAUUUGUUGAACACGUGUUGGGAGGUAAAUAUUUCACUGUAUUUGUUUGUGUUAGAUCUCCUUUGUCCCAGGUUGAAACAGUAUGUCCUCUUUCCAUCUCAGUUAUGAGGACAUUAGUUCCUAAAGUAAAUGAAGUUGGAAGAGGAAAAGGUGACCAGCAGUACUGUUACUGAACUUCCUGAAAAAAACUUGAGCAACUGUUUAUUGUACUAAACAUGUAUAAAGUUAUUUUGUAAUACUAGAUUUCAGUUCAUUUUUAGGAUAAAUUAUAUGUUUCACAUGUCUAGGUGUCUUUUGGAACACUACAUUAUCUUGUGUAGUACUCUCAAUUAACUCCUAUUCGUGAGAAGUAGAUAGCAUUGGAUUAAAUUUAACUGAUCAUCAAAUUCUGAUAAUUGUUGCACUGAGAAUUUGUGCAUUGUAACAAAUUCACUAUGGGGGGGGGGGUUGUAAAACUAAAGUACAGUAAUGCACAUAGAUGAAAUUACCCUAAGUGUCAAUGAGAAGAAUAGCAACUGAACAAACUGGAGAAUAAAGAAAAUUGCAUAAUAUUAAUUAAAAUAAAUUUUAACUUCUGAUAAAGUGAAAGUGUGAAUAAAAUAUUUGCAUUUUAAGAAAAAUGCAUGUUAGUCAUUUGUGCUCAACAGUUGUUAGAAGUUGUAAAAAUGUCCUUAUACGUUUUUGUAAUCUGAGUGUUCUUUCUGUACUGUUUACGCCCAAUUAAUAACUCGUUGUAACAUCAGAAACAAACCUUUAUAUUGAAAAUGCCAUUCUUGGAGAAGGUGAGCUACAUGUUUGCCUUUUGAGGCCCAAGUAGCAAAACUGAGCAAAAAAAAACAAUUAGGUUAUAGAGGUUUACUAGGCACACUGAUAACAUUGUAACCUGACUACAUGAAGACUAUAAUAGAAAUACACAAUGGAUAAUGUUGGAAAAAUAGGAUAAAACAAAACACUGGUGUUUAUAAAAUGUUUCCUCUUUUUAAAAUGAAGCCUUAAUAUAUGCUGAACUCUAUGCUACCAUUACACAAUCGUCUUUGAUGUAUUUGGUCAUUCAGCCACACCAUUAUCAUUCCUCCUUACUGACCUAACAUUAUGCCACAAAGGCUAUUUUCAACUGGUCAAAAUCUGGUGGAUCUCAUUUUAUUGAAGUGUAAGGCAAAUAUUACAGCUAAAUUUUGAUUAUUCCUAAAGUUAGAAUUUUACUAAUUUUUUACCUUUAUUUCUGAAUGUAUUUGUUUAGAAUUUUAAUGUGGUGGUGUUCUAAUGGAUUUUUUUCUUUUAAAUUAGAAUCAAACAUUUCCCAAAUAUUGUAAAACUAAUUUAUGUUGCUAGUCUAUUUAAAUUUAGUUUUUAUUCUUAAGUAUUAGUACAACUGUAUAAAUUAACUUACUGCGAAGAUAAAUAAGAAAAUCUGAGCAUGAAGAAAUGUUAACUUGUGGAUUGUAAUUCAUCAAGAUUUAAAGGUACCUGCUUUAUCUACACUAGGUCAAAAGGCCAGCACAGUGCUAAAUCACCACUGUAUGCAAGUUUGUGCAUCACAAAAAUAAACACCACCUGUUUGUUCUGAGCCUUUCAUUUAUUCUUUAUCAUUCUUUCCAUAUGAGUCUCGGGCUGGGCGUAUUAGAAGAUUGAUCAUAGAACCAUAGAACAUUACAGCACAGAAACAGGCCUUUUGGCCCUUCUUGGCUGUGCCAAACCAUUCUUCUGCCAAGUCCCACUGACCUGCACCUGGACCAUAUCCCUCCAUACCCCUCUCAUCCAUGUACCUGUCCAAGUUUUUCUUAAAUGUUAAAAGUGAGCCCGAAUUUACCACUUCAUCUGGCAGCUCAUUCCACACUCCCACCACUCUCUGUGUGAAGAAGCCCCCCCCCCCGCCCCCCCAAUGUUUGUGGAAUCCCAGUAAGUUUCUGUAAAUUACCAAUGACUGGAAGUGGAAAAUGCAAAAAAAAUUAAAGGGAUAUUCUGUUUAUUUUAAAAAGCUACUUUAAAGAUGGAGGAAUGAGUAGUUAAUUUAUAGAUAAUUAUUUUUAUUGUUGUUUAGUAUAAUAAGCUGUGUAUAUAUACUGCUCAGAAGCAUUCACUGUCCUGUUUCACAUUUCCUUAUACUGCCUCUGAUACCUAUUGUACCUUCUGUAUUGUUAGUUUGAUAUUCAACUCUUUAGAAAUCAGUCUGAAAUUGAGACAAUUUAUUACAAAUCAUUAUUAGUUUUAAUGAUUACGGUUUGGGAAGCAAAAUUGAAUUUGUUUUAUUCUGAAAAUUGUCAUUCCAGUUUGGAAUUGUGAUGAGCAGAAAAUACUUUCAGGGCAAUAUAGUUACAAUUUAAGA